UAUUUCAAAAGAGCAAACAACCUGCUGCGAUGGUCGUGUGUGAUAACUCUGAUGGGUUAUGACUUCGUCUUCACCUGAAGAGGAGAGUGUGAGAGAGAAAGAGAGAGAGCGUCAAAAGCAACAGUCAAAUGGAAUGUUGUGAGUGCAUGCCGUAAUGAGAGGAAUAAUAAGCAACAGUCCCGAAGGCAGUCAGGCGAAUGCAAGAGCCACAUGGAUACAACAGGAAAAUACAAACACGCACACACAUACACUGAUAUGCUUUACACGACGAUGGCCAGAGGAAACACAAAACGAAUGUAGGAAUAUGGCAUGUCAUCGUCGUUGCCGUCGUCGUGUACGAUUCUCAACUCCGAUGUGUUGUAGUAUAUUCAACAGAUUCAUAAAAAUACAAUAACAACAACACACAGGAGGUAAAGGAGAAGAACAAGAGCAGUAACAGCAACAGCCGAGGCAACAAUUCCAACAUGAUUUUGCUGUGUUUGCAUGCGAUGACGAUGAUGAUGAAUGCGACGAGCAAACCAAGAAGGAACGACGAAACAUUUCUGUGCUGUUUUGGGGUGAGUGAAUGUUUUGGGUGGAUUGUGGAUUUGAAUGAGUGUGUGUGCGUCACGGCGUGUGUGAGCACGCAGUUGCCCAAUGCGUCGACGCAGACAGCAGCAACAGAUUGAAAGCAUUAACAAGUAGUCCAAAACACCACACAAUGAGGAUAAUGAUGAUGGAAGAACCCGAUGAUGAUGAUGCCGCUGCCACCAAUGACACCUUCAUUGCUGGCGACGUUGACUGCGCCGUUGGCAUCGAUGAUGGCACAAAUACUCCGAAUAAAAAAAUAGGUAUAUUACCUUAGAAUGCCAGUCGUUCUUACUUCAGUCUUCGUACAGUCUUUGCUUUAACCCGUUCCAAAUUCUGUCCGCCGCCGUUUUGCUCUAUAUUACACAAUACAACAACAACAACUACUACUACUACAAUAACAAUAAUAAUUUGAACCAUAAUCAUUAGAACAAAAGAAAAUACCAACAACAACUGCAGCAAUACCACAAUCAUUCUUUAAUAGCAAUAGCAACAACCACCAUAAUUUCAAAUAAACAAAUAUUUAAGCUAAAACAAAAAAAAAAAAAACGACAACAAAGUCGAAAUAGAGUCUCAAAAAACAAUUGGAAUUCUUGUGGAUAAAAAUAACAACAACAAUUUAGCAAACAAUUGUGAAAUUGAAUUCGAGAGAAUAACAACAAAAAAUAGAAAUCAAAACUAAUUUUCCCCAACGUCUAAAGCAAAAAAAAUAAAAAAAAAAUUAAUAACUCUUGUGUGAACUCUUCAAAAAGCUAAAGAAUAAAAAUUCACGUCUCUUUAAAAAUUCAAGAGCAGCUUUAAAAUCACGAAAAAAAUAUUAAAUAAAGAUAUCACUGAGAAAUCUACGCUUAACAAUCAAUCUUCAAUCUCAAAAACAAAAACAAAAACCUACGCAUAUCCGCUGACUAAAACUUAAUUGAAUUUAUCUUAGCAGAAAACAACAACAAACUAUAGAAAACAAAUCAAAAGAAUAAAACCAAAAAAGAACUAUUUAAAGAAAGAAAACCUAAUCAAAACUCUUCAAUCAAAACGAACACAGAAUAAAAAGCAACAAUUUGUUCCAUAUCACUUCAUAUUCAUACAUAUAAAAAAGAAUUGGCUAGCACAUACAUAUUUACAUAGUCAAAAAAUAUAGAAAAAAAAAAAACAAAACAAAAACAAAACAACAAAAGUUCCACAUUAGAACACAUUGUUUCCUGUCUAUCCUGACCUUUGCAAUAACUUAAACUCCACACCCCCCUCAACAACAAAAUACCACCAAUCGACGUGCAAAUCAAAUAAAAAGUCAGCAAAAGUUUAAAAAACAAAAUCACAAAGUAAGAAAAAUAAACUUCAAAAAAAUCUCAGUGAUCUUAAACAAAAAUCCACCAACAACUAGCAGAACAGCAACAACAAAUACUUACAUCUUGCAUCGAGUUUCAAUUUCCAAUUGAAAACAAGAAAAAAAAGCUAAGCUCAUCAUCUUCCAGCUUUUCUUCAACACCAACAACUUCGCCUGCAAAACGAUUAUAAUGGGUGCUUUGGUACCAUGUGAAUACCGCAUACAGUCCCCGGCCUCCGGUUCUCCAUUGCCCUUGUGCGGCGCUGCCAAUGCAAAUAGUGCCACCAAUGCCGAUAGUACAGCUGUUGCUGUCUUACAGAACAAUACCAACGCUGUGAAUUCAUUAACGGGCGGCAAUGCCAAUUCAGCCGGUGGCCCGAAUACAGUGUUGCGCGUCAUUGUCGAAUCUCAAUUGUAUCCAGUCUCGUUGGAUAUUUUACAUCAGAUAUUCCAGCGUUUCGGCAAGGUUUUGAAAAUUGUCACCUUUACGAAGAACAAUACAUUCCAGGCCCUCAUACAAUAUCCGGAUGCCCAUUCGGCCCAGCACGCCAAAACCAUAUUGGACGGGCAGAAUAUCUACAAUGGCUGUUGUACGCUGCGCAUUGACAACAGUAAAAUGACAACGCUCAAUGUCAAAUACAAUAAUGAUAAGUCACGUGAUUUUACAAAUCCCUCAUUGCCACCGGGUGAACCGGGCGCCGACAUUAUGCCCACCGCUGGCGGUCUAGUGAAUGCAAGUGAUUUGCUAUUGAUUGCGGCCCGUCAACGGCCCUCUCUAACAGGUGAUAAAAUAGUGAAUGGUCUUGGUGCACCCGGAGUGUUGCCACCAUUUGCAUUGGGCAUCGGCACACCAUUGGCCGGUGGCUACAGCAGCGGCAUACCAAAUCUAGGCGCCUUUGCCCUGGCCAACAGUGGCGCCCUCCAGACAGCUGCUCCUGCAUUGCGUGGUUUCUCGAAUGUCUUGCUUGUUUCAAAUCUAAAUGAGGAGAUGGUCACGCCUGAUGCUCUAUUUACCCUCUUUGGUGUUUAUGGCGAUGUGCAACGUGUAAAGAUACUAUAUAAUAAAAAGGAUUCAGCUCUCAUACAAAUGGCCGAACCACAACAAGCUUAUUUGGCUAUGAAUCACCUUGACAAAUUACGCUUGUGGGGUAAGGCAGUACGUGUUAUGGCCAGCAAACAUCAAGCCGUACAACUGCCGAAAGAGGGACAACCUGAUGCUGGUCUAACACGUGACUAUUCCCAGAAUCCAUUGCAUCGAUUCAAGAAACCAGGCAGCAAAAAUUAUCAAAACAUCUAUCCGCCAUCGGCAACAUUGCAUUUAAGUAACAUUCCAUCAUCCUGCACCGAGGAAGAUAUAAAAGAAGCCUUCACCUCCAACAAAUUUGAAGUUAAGGCAUUUAAAUUUUUCCCGGAUCGCAAAAUGGCCUUGUUACAGCUCUCCACUGUCGAAGAAGCCGUCUUGGCUUUAAUCAAAAUGCACAAUCAUCAGUUAUCUGAAUCGAAUCAUUUACGUGUCAGUUUCUCUAAAUCAAAUAUCUGAAGCAACAACUAUAACACUACCAGCAACAACAACAACAACCUGUUCAAUAAACCUGCAUGAAUCUGAGAGAUUUAUUAAUUAACGCAAAAAAGCAAAAUGAAACCCAUAACAUUUAAAAAACAAAAAAAUCUACAUAAUAUAUAUUAAAAACAAAAAACAAUUUAAACUAUAAUAAAAACCCCUAAAAAAGGAAAACAACCAGAACAAGAACAUAGGCAGCAAGCUAAGCAAAGUAUAUAAUACUGCUACAAAAAAAAACAAAAA
Musca domestica (house fly) is the source of this 3692-nucleotide messenger RNA. RefSeq names its product polypyrimidine tract-binding protein 2. Gene Ontology annotation, molecular function: mRNA binding. Gene Ontology annotation, biological process: mRNA processing; regulation of RNA splicing. NCBI's taxonomy places the organism in Eukaryota, Metazoa, Arthropoda, Insecta, Diptera, Muscidae. Gene Ontology annotation, cellular component: nucleus. The record is from RefSeq and is a predicted model, not a curated record.